CAUAUUACUUUUACGUUCCUCCGGCUAUGUACGAAAAAGAAAGUCAUAAAAAGAUGAUAUCUUUGUCCAGGCACGGAGUAUUUUUCAAGUAGACCUCAAGAUAAAGGAAUGGAUUUUAUAUCUUAAAGAAACCGUGCCUGAUUGACGCCUUUUACGCGAUAAAACAAGCAUUUAUUUCAACCAUUCAGUUGGGUUGGCGACUGUAUAUGCAUCCGAGUUGUCAAACUGUGAACUCUUCUCGUUUGGGAUGAAGCUUGUAAGUUUCUAACUGUCACUGUUAUCUUUUGGAGGAUAGUUUUAUUGGUAAAGAGAGCUGCGAAGCUUUCCUCUGACUCACAAGGAAAGCAUUUUUUUUCCAAGAAGCCCGUCUUACGAUAGCUUGCGUUCGUUGAGGCUACAAUAAUGAACACGAUGGCUUCUAGGACACAAAAUCCUCAUGGAUUACGUCAAAUUACUUUAGAUGAAAUCUGGGAUGACCUUAGAGAAGGAAUACAGCAUGUUUAUAAGCAACAAAGUAUGUCUAAACCACGCUACAUGGAACUUUACACACAUGUGUACAAUCACUGCACCAGUGUUCAUCAACAGUCACAAUCCAGAGUUCCAAAGCAAAAGAAGGCACCAAAUCAGGGAGGAGCCCAGUUUGUAGGCCUUGAAUUGUAUAAAAGACUCAAAGACUUCCUUAGGACUUAUCUUAUAGGCAUGCAGAAGGAUGGUGCUGAUCUGAUGGAUGAGUCUGUCCUUAAAUUCUACACCCACCGCUGGGAGGAUUAUAGGUUUUCAAGCAAAGUUUUAAAUGGGGUAUGCGCUUAUCUCAACCGACAUUGGGUUCGCCGAGAGUGUGAUGAAGGAAGAAAAGGCAUAUAUGAAAUUUAUUCACUUGCCCUAGUAACAUGGAGGGAAAAUCUAUUCCGACCACUCAACAGACAGGUGACAAAUGCUGUGCUGAGGUUAAUUGAGAGAGAAAGGAAUGGUGAAACCAUCAACACAAGACUUGUCAGUGGAGUGAUCCAGUGUUAUGUUGAACUUGGCCUGAAUGAAGAUGAUCCUUCAGCAAAAGGACCUACCCUCAGUGUUUACAAAGCCUCUUUUGAGUCAGUAUUUUUGGAAGAUACAGAGAGAUUUUACACAACAGAAAGUACAGAAUUUCUGAGGGAAAACCCUGUAACAGAGUACAUGAAAAAGGCUGAGGCCAGACUAUUAGAGGAACAAAGAAGGGUCCAAGUUUACCUACAUGAAAGCACACAAGAUGGACUUGCAAGGAAAUGUGAACAUGUGCUGAUAGAAAAGCAUCUGGAUAUUUUUUAUUCAGAAUUCCAAAAUCUUUUAGAUGAUGACAAGAAUGAAGAUCUUGGUCGCAUGUACAACUUGGUUGCCAGAAUACCUGAUGGAUUAGGGCAGCUUCGAACCCUUUUGGAAAAUCACAUAACAAACCAGGGUCUUAAUGCUUUAGAAAAGUGUGGAGAUCAAGCAUUUAAUGACCCCAAGGUGUAUGUAGAAACUAUUCUUGAAGUACAUCACAAGUACAAUGCCCUUGUCUUGACAGCUUUUAACAAUGAUGCUGGAUUUGUAGCAGCACUAGACAAGGCAUGUGGCAAAUUUAUUAAUAGUAACUCUGUCACUAAACAAGCUAAUAGCUCAUCAAAGUCUCCUGAACUUCUUGCCAGAUACUGCGAUUCACUGCUAAAAAAAAGCUCAAAGAAUCCAGAAGAAGCUGAAUUGGAAGACAUUCUCAACUCUGUAAUGGUUGUGUUCAAGUACAUUGAAGACAAAGAUGUUUUCCAGAAGUUUUAUUCCAAGAUGUUGGCUAAGAGAUUAGUACAACAUAACUCAGCUUCAGAUGAUGCAGAAGCUAGCAUGAUUUCUAAACUUAAGCAAGCAUGUGGUUUUGAGUACACAUCAAAACUUCAAAGAAUGUUUCAAGACAUAGGUGUUAGCAAAGAUCUCAAUGACAAGUUCAAGGCACAUCUAGCAAACACAGAAUCUUUAGAUUUGGACUUUACAAUCCAGGUUUUAAGUUCAGGCUCGUGGCCGUUCCAGCAAUCAGCACCAUUUUCACUACCAGCAGAGAUGGAAAGAAGUCAUCAACGUUUCACGACAUUUUACAGCAGUCAACACAGUGGUCGGAAGCUACAUUGGGUUUACCACAUGUCUAAGGGAGAACUAGUCACAAACUGCUUCAAAAACCGUUACAUUCUGCAGGCAUCGACAUAUCAGAUGGGAGUUUUGCUCAUGUUCAAUAACUCGGAGAGUCUGACUAUGGAACAGAUUCAAGAACAGACUCAACUUAAAACGGAUAUUCUCUCGCAAGUCCUGGGAAUUUUGUUGAAGUCAAAGCUUCUUGUGUGCGAGACAUCUGAUGAUGGCUCCAACAUAGACCGCCAGACCUCAGUCAGCCUUAACUUAGGAUACAAAAGUAAGAAACUGAGGGUUAACAUCAAUGUGCCGAUGAAAACAGAGCAGAAACAAGAACAGGAACAAACACACAAAUACAUCGAGGAAGACAGGAAACUUCUCAUUCAGGCGGCAAUUGUACGAAUCAUGAAGAUGAGGAAGAUGCUAAAACACCAACCUCUGCUGGCAGAGGUGUUAUCACAGCUGUCGAGCAGAUUCAAACCCAGGGUUCCAGUCAUUAAGAAAUGUAUCGACAUCCUAAUAGAAAAGGAAUACCUCGAGCGAGUGGAAGGAGAGAAAGAUACUUACGCCUAUUUGGCGUGAGGACUGGGCAGCAGCUGAUUUACUGCUGCUAAACGUUACGGUUUUUAAGUCAGCAGCUGCGCAUGCGUCAGCCUGGACAAAACCAAAUAUUUUCGUGUUUUAUAAAUCAAACUUCACACCAACCAACCAGCAGUGACUGAAAAUAACUCACACUGGCUUAAUGAAGUUUUUCUUGCUUAAAAAAAGAGCUGUCGGGUUACUUCUGUUGAUUGAUGUGCGACUUGGUGUGGUAACUCGCACAGCGCUAGGAAGCCGAUUCUGUAUCACUUUACAAGUCCAUGUUACACCCGAUAUACGCUACACCUUAAUUCUUUAUAGCGGUGUCUGCUUGUAAUAUUUAUGUAUUUUGCUAGUUUUUACUGACGAGGAUUACAAACAUCCUUGUGAAAUUGUUAAUUUCUAGGGCUCUUGAAGAAGUAAAUGUUGACCAAAUUUA
Molecule: messenger RNA, 3151 nt
Organism: Pocillopora verrucosa
Lineage: Eukaryota; Metazoa; Cnidaria; Anthozoa; Scleractinia; Pocilloporidae
Product: cullin-1
Biological process (GO): SCF-dependent proteasomal ubiquitin-dependent protein catabolic process; protein ubiquitination
Cellular component (GO): SCF ubiquitin ligase complex
Molecular function (GO): ubiquitin protein ligase binding; protein-macromolecule adaptor activity
Source: RefSeq, a predicted model, not a curated record